This is a messenger RNA of Cuculus canorus (common cuckoo), 3242 nucleotides long. Its product is annotated as tyrosine-protein phosphatase non-receptor type 11. NCBI's taxonomy places the organism in Eukaryota, Metazoa, Chordata, Aves, Cuculiformes, Cuculidae. Gene Ontology annotation, molecular function: protein tyrosine phosphatase activity. Gene Ontology annotation, biological process: protein dephosphorylation. The record is from RefSeq and is a predicted model, not a curated record. The coding region runs from base 78 to 1862 and encodes 594 amino acids. The transcript is spliced from 16 exons.
GUCACAGGGAGGGGUUUCCCCGGCAGCCCCGGGGCAGCCGCCCCGCCGGGGCAGUGCGCUGCGAGCCGCGCCGAGCCAUGACCUCCCGCAGGUGGUUUCAUCCCAACAUCAGCGGAAUUGAGGCAGAGAAGCUGCUCCUGACUAGAGGUGUCCAUGGCAGCUUUCUGGCUCGACCCAGUAAGAGCAACCCAGGAGAUUUCACUCUCUCUGUCAGGAGAAAUGAUGAGGUGACACACAUUAAGAUCCAGAACACUGGGGAUUACUAUGAUCUGUACGGAGGUGAGAAGUUUGCUACCCUUGCAGAGCUGGUGCAGUACUACACCGAGCAGCAGGGGCUGCUGCGGGAGAAGAACAGCAACGUCAUCGAGCUGAAGUACCCUCUCAACUGCCAGGACCCCACCUCGGAAAGGUGGUACCAUGGUCACCUCACUGGCAAGGAGGCAGAGAAGCUUUUGACAGAGAAGGGGAAACCAGGGAGCUUUCUGGUACGGGAAAGCCAGAGCAAACCAGGAGACUUUGUACUGUCGGUGCUGACGAAUGAGGAUAAGAUGGAGAGUGGAGACCGCAAACCCCACGUGACCCAUGUGAUGAUCCACUACCAGCCAGAUGGAAAGUAUGACGUUGGAGGAGGAGAGAGGUUCGACACGCUCACAGACCUGGUGGAGCACUAUAAGAAAAACCCCAUGGUGGAGAAGUCUGGAGCUGUGGUUCAUCUGAAGCAGCCGUUCAAUGCCACACGCAUCAAUGCAGCUAACAUUGAGAACAGAGUGAAGGAGCUGAACAAAAUGGCAGAUCACAGCGAGAAGGCCAAGCAGGGCUUCUGGGAAGAGUUUGAGAUGCUGCAGCAGCAAGAGUGCAAGCUCCUCUACCCCAGGAAGGAGGGACAACGACCAGAGAACAAGGCUAAGAAUCGCUACAAGAACAUUCUUCCCUUCGACACCACUCGGGUGGCACUGCGAGAUGUAGAUGAGAGCGUGCCUGGGUCAGACUACAUCAAUGCCAACUAUAUCAAGAGCAUCCCUGAAGAUGGAAGGAACUCGGAGCACUGCAAGAUCUAUAUAGCCACCCAGGGCUGCCUGCAGACGACUGUGAAUGACUUCUGGGCCAUGGUGUAUCAAGAGAACAGUCAUGUCAUUGUCAUGACAACCAAGGAGGUGGAGCGGGGCAGGAACAAAUGCUUCCGUUACUGGCCCGACCAGGGCUGCGCCAAGGAGUACGGGUGCGUCUGUGUGCGGAACGUGAGCGAGAGGGAGGCCCAGGGCUACUACCUGCGGGAGCUGGAGAUCUUGCGCUCUGACAGGGACGAGCGCCCGAGGCUGGUGAAGCACUAUCAGUAUUUCAGCUGGCCAGACCACGGGGUGCCCAACGAACCAGGGGGGGUUCUGAGCUUUCUGGACCAAGUGAAUCGGGCACAGCGAAGCAUUCCAGACACGGGGCCGAUCGUAGUGCACUGCAGUGCUGGAAUAGGACGCACGGGCACCAUCAUAGUGAUAGAUAUUCUGGUGGAUAUUAUUCACAGGCAAGGUUUGGACUGCGAUAUCGACAUCCCCAAAACCAUCCAGAUGGUCCGCAGGCAGCGUUCGGGCAUGGUGCAAACAGAGGCACAGUACAAGUUUGUUUACAUGGCCGUUCAGCAGUUCAUUGAGGCUGAGCAGAAGAGGUUGGAAGAAGAGCAGAGGAGUAAAAGGAAAGAGCGAGACUACUUGAACAUCGGCUACUCUCCUAUGGAAAAAGGCAGAGCCAAAGGGCAGCCCCCCUCACCGCGGACCCAGUCUGUGGUUGACGAUGAGUCAGCUUCCGUCUACGAGAACCUCAACAUCAAAAGCCCAAAGGUUUCGGGAAUGAGUAACAUGGGGCGAUAAGGGAGCCGGAGGUGAGCUGUAUGGAGGCUGUACAGGAUUUACAGUGUUUACGUCCACCCUUUCCAAGUUCUGCGAUCACGGACAAUUUGUUUUGCCUGUCUUGCCUUCCCCAAGCACCUUGGAUUCAGCGAGGAAGGAAGAAGCUGACUGUAAGAAGCAAGCGGAGUCUGUGCCUAAGAACACGCCUUGACCUAACUUAUUCACGAGAAGGAUCUUCUCUCGUUCUCUCCUGUUAUCAGUAGGUUGAUAUUUAUGCGGAAGAGCCUCUGGACAUUCAUUAGGGCAUCAAGGCUCAGUUUUAAUUCUUUUUUUUCUUUUUUGUUUUUUUUUUUAAUUUAAGAUUCUUAUUUUUUACACAGAAAUUGUUAAAAGGAAUGGAAAUGGUUGCUUGCUUAGGAGCUUUCCCAGGGCUGCCCGCUUCGGGCGUUAGCAAAACGUUAGUACACUUUAAUGUUUUCAUUAGGUCAAUCAUUUCUAAACUGGAAGUGUUUUUAGACUGAAUCCUGGAGUAACUUUGCCUGUGAGGGUGAGAAAUAGAGAGCACUGCCUGGCCCCAGGUAUUUGCACCUCGGUCAAUUCUUCUCACACUUUUGGCUGUACCAGUUCUUGAUUUCUGCCAAAGCUCACCGAGCAGUCCCUGCUGCUGUCGUUCGGCGUGAGAGCCCGCUAGCUGCUCUGCACGUGGGUUUGACAGCAGAACUGGGAGACAGAGGUGAGCAUCUUCAUCUCUGUGUGGGUCUGAGUGUUGAGCUAAGUGAGCUCCCACCCAUCUGCGGGGUGCUGAGGAGUAGGAGGGCAGCUUUGGCUGUGUGCUGUGCUUUUAGCCACCUCUAGUGAGUAACAGCCUAGGAUACAGAGCUGAACCUUUUGAGCUGGGCCCCGCUGAGCUUGGUGCAGCUCUGCCGUUACCUCGCUGCGUGACCUCUUUUUUUCCCUGCAGCUCUAUAACAAGGCAAGUGUUGUGUCUGCUGAGUAGGGGUGUUGUAGGAGUGGUUGUGAUUUGACCAGUGCCUUGACAAUGAGUGUGUCAUUGAGUGGAGUAUUUCAGCUCGGUCAAUGAGUCUUGACUUGUGACCGCCAGUGCUUCCUGCUGUUCCAGCCCCAAGGCCUGCAAAUAGUCCUGCCAAAGAACGCCUUCCUGCAGGAUUCAUCGGUGUCUGAAAGUGCCUUGGCUCCAAAUGCCAGUGCCUGAACCUCCAGAGCGCGUGUCGGGCUGAUGUUGAAGUCCUCCUGGGUCUCUGGAAGGGGAUGGACUUGUUGCAUGGUUGGGGUGUCAGUGGCUGGAGUGCCGGCUCCGGGUGUGGAGCAGAAGGGGUUGAACAAAAGCACAAUGACAUACGUUGGCUGUAUUUCCUGCCUGGUCUUUCUGGCCCCUUGUCA